Messenger RNA from Amborella trichopoda, 877 nucleotides. Its product is annotated as putative xyloglucan endotransglucosylase/hydrolase protein 27. The record is from RefSeq and is a predicted model, not a curated record. NCBI's taxonomy places the organism in Eukaryota, Viridiplantae, Streptophyta, Magnoliopsida, Amborellales, Amborellaceae. Gene Ontology annotation, molecular function: hydrolase activity, hydrolyzing O-glycosyl compounds. Gene Ontology annotation, biological process: carbohydrate metabolic process.
CUCUCUCUCCAAAGACCAAAUCAAGCACUUGUAUCCUUCCAACCGUUUCCCUCGCUAAAAAUCUCCACGCCAAUGGCCGACACCCCCACCCACACUGAACCUCUUUCUCUCACUACCCCAACUGCACUCAUCAAUCAAACAAAACUCCUCGAUGAAAUUGCAGUCGAUUACUGCUCUGAUGUGUGCACCCACCACACAGAUUCAAACCAAAUCCACAUCACAUUUGAUCACAGGGGUGGAGCCAGAUGGAGGAGCAAAGGCAGAUUCAGAUAUGGCACUUUUAGCUCUCACAUCAAAUGCCCAGAUGGGAACACAAGUGGCCUGAACUUCAACAUCUAUCUCUCUUCCCUUGAGGGUGAUAAAUCACAGGAUGAGAUAGAUUUUGAGUUUUUGGGGAAGGACAAGAGGAUUGUGCAGACCAAUUUCUAUGUUGAUGGGGUGGGUGGUAGAGAGAGGAUUCAUGAUAUAGGGUUUGAUUGCUCAGAUGGGUUUCAUGAGUAUAAGAUUAAAUGGGGUCCUGAUGAGUUAGAGUGGGUGAUCGAUGGAGUGGUGGUGAGGAGAGAGGAGAGAGAAAAGAGUGACGGGUUCCCUCAAAAACCCAUGUUUUUGUAUGCAUCUGUUUGGGAUGCAAGUUACAUUGAUGAAGCAAGGUGGACUGGGGCUUACAUUGGGUGUGAUGCUCCUUAUUUGUGUGUGUACAGGGAUGUCAAGGUCCCCAUGGUUGAAGAGGGGGAGGAGAGAGAAGAAUGUGGACCUGGUUCUUGAAUGGCCUGUGGGGUUCCCCAUUUUGAUUAUCUUUUGCUUGGAGAAGAUUAAGGAUCUGGUUUGGAACUUUGGAUCCUUGGUUGGUGAGCUCUCUCUCGCGCUCUCUCUCUCU